AUGAAUGGACCAGGGAGUAAAUCCAGUGUUCAGCUGCGAAGGAAGCUAACUGCAAGUUAUUUAGGAAUAUCAAACGUGACAGUGAUUUCUUUUCGGGAAGAUGGAUUCAUUGAAGCUCAUUUCGUUGCUGAAAAUCCUGAUGGUAUAGGAGACAUGGCCGAUGUUGAAGACAAACUGGAACAUCUGCAGGAUGAAUACUUUCCGUUUGAAAUACAGAAACUGUUUAUUGAAACUCAGCCGGCUUUAACGAUUCAGAGGAUAGAAAUAUCAGAGAGCAUGCCCAUACUGGAAGGACAUCCAUUGCUGCUUGCUUGUAUUGUUCGCGGGGACUCAUCGACAAAAGUUGAAUGGCUCAGAGACGGAUUCCCUAUUGUAUUUCUAGUGGCUCAAGAGAGGAUAUGGAACAUAGCAAUUCCUCAGAAUUCCGCUGGUCAGCACACUUCUCUUUUAGGAUUUGAUACCAUAUAUCCUCUGGAUUCAGGUACAUUUUCCUGCCAUGCUCGUGACAAUCAAGGUGAAGAAAAGGUUUCUAUAUCUGUUUUAGUUCGAACCAUUUCUCAACCUCUGAUAAGUCCCUUAUCUGCAACUCUGCUGGCGGGGAGUACUGUCAACAUCACCUGCAUGUCGAAAGACGACAUUUUUGAGAACUUCAGAUACACCUGGUUAAAGAACAACAGACAUAUACAGAAAGGGAGAGAUAUGGAGGUAGUAGAAGACCUGUUUCCGACAGGAACUCGAAUCAUCUUGGAAAAAGCUACAACAUCCGCAAAUUAUACUUGCAUCGUGCAUGCGCCAUCUGUAUCAAAACGAGAAACCAGCUAUAUCACUGUAUUAAAUGCGAAAGAAAUGUCGUCUAGUACAUGCAGUGCAGAAGAUAGCCAUGGAGCACGUUGGAAAAUUACUGCUGCAGGAGCUAGAGAUGUACAGAAGUGUCCGAGUGGAUAUACAGGUUAUGUACAACGUUACUGUAUUGUGGGAAGCGAUCAUUCUAAUACUUGGGAGAAGCCGGAUUUUUCGAGAUGUAUUUCUCCUCCAAUUUUGGCUGUCAAAAAGCAGUUUGAUAGCCGGAAAUUCGGUUACAGAUCCCGUACUGUGAAUUUUCUGCUACGAAAAUUAUGGAAUUUUUUGUCUUUGAAGCAUCUUGUAAUCCAUCCUUCUGAAGGUGAACCCAUUGUUGAUAUUCUUUUCGAAGCUGAUAUAGAUUCAUUCAUAGAAAAUCAUGCAGAACAAAACUGGGUACUUGUUCUAAAUAUAUCAUCAGUCUUAUUAAACAGAACACUCGUGCAGAAGAAUUACGAAAAUGUAAAGCUUCAUCACGUAAUAACGAAUUUGACGUUGGCGUACGGUCAAGCAAGCUUACCUGAACCAUACUCUGCUAAUUACUUUUCUAGCAACCGUUUAUGUGUAGAAGUAUUGAAAAUCUCUUCGACAUUGCCAAAAAUCCUGCAUUUUCCACUGCAGCGUGAUAAUGACACAAGUUCCUGUUUCAGUUUUAUAGAUUAUGAUUUGACACUUCGGAAGAAGCAUGAUUUCAAUGGUUCAUCAUCAAUAACAAUCAUGUCUGUUUUAUACAAGAACUUUCCGUUCUCUUCAAAAGAAGGUAUCAUCUCAAACUUCCCCAAGGCAAAAUUCAAAUUCCAUAGUCCUGCAAUUUUUGUUGACUUUAGUUUUCAUGAUAACGAUGACGUCAGUAUAAAAGCAAAAAUUAUUUUCAACAAUCCACCUAAAAAGGAAAAUGCUGAAAAUGAUUUCACAUGCGUCAAGAUUUUAUUCGUGAAAAGAAACAUGGAACUGAAAUACUGCUAUGUAGUCAGUAGAAGCCUAAAUAAGGUAGUAUGCGAAUGUUUUGGAGUCGGACUUUUUGUUCUUAUGGAUAAUAAACAAUCGUAUUCAGAUGGAAUACCGUCUGGGUAUACAGAAACUGAAAAUUUUCUAUUAGUCUCAUGUGCGGUAUCUGGAGCUAUCGUUUUAUGCACAAUAUUCAGACUCAUUUAUAACCUCAGAGACGCAAGUAAUAGAUUUGCAGCAAUCAAAUUACAGACAUCUGCUUGUAUUGUAGUUCUCAAUAUUCUUUUUAUGCUUGGUAUACAGCUUUCUGCAUAUCAACAAUACCAUGCUAUUAUUUCCUGGAUGUUGCAGUUAUUCUUUCUUCCCGCAAUGGCUUUGCAACUAUCAGUCGUUAUCUUGGUCUUCAUCGAGUGCAGAAGCUUUCUUCCUGGCAUAAAUUUGGUUUAUUUGUCUGCACUUAUAGGAUGGGGCAUUCCAUUCCUUGUUACGGGAAAUACCUUCUUAAUAGUAUACAUGUAUGGCGAUUACGUGAAGAGAUCGUGGUGGCUGCAAUUCCAACAUACUGACUUUUACAUUUUUGUAUUCGCUUUGCUGCUUCUACUGAUAAUCCAGAGUGGCUUCAGUGUAGCACUGAAGCAGAAUCUAAGUAUAGUACAAGCGGAGGAUAAUCAGAAUCAUGCCAGCAAUUUCGAAGUGAAAUUAUUAGCUGUCCGUCAUUCAUGGUACAUAUUACUAAGCUUGACAUUUCUUGCUGUCACCAGUAUAAGUUUUGUAAACUGCAAAAUGACAUUUGUCGACUACCUGUUUUCAUCUUCAAAUUUGGUUCUGGGAUUGACGGUAGCUAUCUCGUACGUUUCUUGGAAACGUAAAGAUCCAUACAUGCUUGAACAAAGGCUGAGUUUUGACUGCCAUACUGAAAGUGCUGCUACUGCUAGUACAGUUGCUACAGCCGAACUUUGAUGCACAUGUUUCAGCAUUCUUCAUAUAAUUCUUGAAAUCGCACAUUUGCACCUACGAUCCAACAUUUAAUAAGAAUAUUUCAUCUUUCUGUGUCGAUCUGAGUUUCCUUAACGAACAAUUCAUCUGUUACAUCUCUAUGUGCCAAACAUUGUGAAAAUGGAUCCCUUUUAUUUCUAUUACAUUAUAUACAUUAUUGUAUCAUAUUAUUAUAUGCAUCUUUAUUUCUUGUGAUAUUUUGUCCUUAUUGACUUGUUGUGAAUUUUGUCAAUAAAAUGUUUAUCU
Molecule: messenger RNA, 3030 nt
Organism: Stegodyphus dumicola
Lineage: Eukaryota; Metazoa; Arthropoda; Arachnida; Araneae; Eresidae
Biological process (GO): adenylate cyclase-activating G protein-coupled receptor signaling pathway
Cellular component (GO): membrane
Molecular function (GO): G protein-coupled receptor activity
Source: RefSeq, a predicted model, not a curated record